Molecule: messenger RNA, 5431 nt
Organism: Pecten maximus
Lineage: Eukaryota; Metazoa; Mollusca; Bivalvia; Pectinida; Pectinidae
Product: ADAMTS-like protein 1
Exons: 10
Coding region: 525-2789 (754 amino acids)
Biological process (GO): extracellular matrix organization
Cellular component (GO): extracellular matrix
Molecular function (GO): metalloendopeptidase activity
Source: RefSeq, a predicted model, not a curated record
AGAGGUGACUUUGGGGAGUUUGACACAUUUCCCCUUUACCUGAACGCCACAGUGUAUUACGUACACAGGUGUUCGUGUGUGUGUCGGAAAUCUGCCCGGUUUUUUAUCAAUGGAUUAGUGUAUAUACUGGCCAGGUGUCUGUUUACCUGGUGUUACCCGAGACCGGAGUCAUAGAAGACGAAAUGAAGCAAAUGCAGCCACUGAUCUUUGUAAGGAUUUAGAAUCAGUUUGAUAUUGAUUUCAUUUUGCAUAGAUGGGAGUACAGUAGGUGGGUUAAAAACCUAGUUCAUGUGACAAAGACCCAGUGGAACUGUGCAAAGAAUUAUACUUCAUUUAAUACAGAGUCUAAUUAUUUACUGGUGGAGUAGUUUCAAUUGGAACGCCUUUGUGAAGCUAAUAAAAUUGACAAAACGCUUUAGUGUCACACGGAGAAGACAUGUUUGUACCAUAACGUGACAUUCCCUCCAAAUAUCAUUAUCGUCGAUCUGAUCAUCGCAUUUCGUCACCAGCUGUUCAUAUGACCUAUGAUGGAUUUUGUGGCCCUAAUUCUUGUCCUGCUACAAAUUGCUCAAGAAAUCAACUCCAUUGACGGGAGCUGGUCGACGUGGAGCCAAUGGAGUCAUUGCUCACGAUCAUGUGAUGGAGGAUUAACCAAUCAGAGACGGCGUUGUUUAGGCGACAGAUUUCGAUGCAGGGGUCCAGAUGUGAAAUAUAAAUUAUGCAAUACACAGGCUUGCUCCUUCACCUAUCAAUCUGUAGAAGACCAGGUAUGCGAGACGAAGAACCGCGUCCCUAUUAAUGGCAGGUACUAUCACUGGGUACCACUCUCGCGACAACAGUAUCACUGCUUUGUAAUGUGUAAGGAUGAACACAGAAACAUUCCGGAUGUCCUGGAGGUGCAUAUCCCUGACGGAACUAGAUGUGGACGGAAUACUAAUCAUUACUGUAUAGAAGGGAAGUGUGAGAACAUUGGUUGUGAUGGCUUCAUAGGAUCUGGGGCAGAGGUUGACGAUUGUGGUAUAUGUAAAGGGGAUAGCGCUUCGUGUCGUCGGCAACCUGGAAACAGAUUGUCAGGAAAGACCUCAGAGACCCCGUACCAGUGGGAUGUCCGGUGGGGUUCCUGUUCGGCUACGUGCGGCACAGGGUACCAGACUGCGACGUUCCAUUGCAAGGACAUGCGCUAUGACGCCAUUACAUUUGAAUUCUCGUGUAGUUCUUCGCGACCUCAUGACAUCACGAGAGAAUGUAGGUCAAGGCCAUGUGAUCCAGGAUGGCGCGUUAACUCUUGGUCGGCGUGCUCUGUACCGUGUGGAGGAGGGAAGAAGAGUCGAGAUGUAAAAUGCAUGCUGGAUACCGGAAGAGGACGAACGACAGAUGCGCCCUCAUACCGAUGUCCAGAUCCUAUGCCAAUUUCAGAAACUCGAUGUAACAUGCAGUUUUGUCCUGCGUAUUGGCAGACAGGAAGAUGGUCCGAGUGUUCUGUUUCUUGUGGAAUAGGAAGGGAGAGUCGGCCUGUGUUCUGUGUCAAGAUUCCGAGGCAAGGGUCAAAGGUUAACGUGUCCUCUGUGGAAUGUCGCGGUCCUAAACCUGCCAGUUUCCGAUCAUGUUCCCGCCCGGAGUGUUACCAGAGGUUCUCCAAAGCCCCCGCCAUUACUCUUCAUAAUGAUACAUUCUUACAAAUAAGUCGAACGAAGCGUAUCCACCUCCGAGUGGGCGAGACUGCUACCCUGUUGGCAGGACAACCAGUGAAGGUCAUAUGUCCCGUGGAAAAUUUUAAUAAAAAGCUUUUAUUCUGGACAAGAAAUAACCGUUUGAUUCCAAUGUCUAGGACAGAACGUGUGUUUAUAUCUAGAAACGGAGCAUUAAAGAUAAAGCGGACAGAUCCUACCUUGGAUACGGGAGAAUUCACAUGCAUAGCAGGAAUGCAAAGUGCAACUAUACGAUUACAGUUUUCUUCUAAAAAGGAAGCAAUGAAUAAAGGGAGAAAGUUAAUGAAAUCGGUCAUGAAAGAGACUACAUCAGUGUCCGCUUCCCUGGACCAGCCUCAGAGUGAUAAAAUCCCAGGGCCUCGAGGACCGCACGCGGUGAGACGUGCUAAGAUGGACGCCAUGUUGGACAGUCUUGGUGGAGACUUUGUCUACACGACAGCAGACUGGGGCGCGUGCUCCCGCACAUGCGGAAAGGGGCUGCAGACCCGUAAAGUGGCGUGUGUCAAGGCCACUAGUGUAUAUAUCAAAGUUGUCAACAAGGAGGCUUGUAACGGCAGCCAAAGACCGGCUAGUGUCCGGCCCUGCGUCAUCCAAAACCAGUGUCCAAAAUGGGCCAUUGGGGAAUGGCAAGAGUGUUCUGCAAAGCAUUGCAAGAGAACUGGUCGAGCAACUCAAUCCCGGGAACUCCACUGCCAGAGUGACAACAACACCGCCAUUCCACUCCGCCGGUGUUCUCAUCUACGGAAGCCAGUGGUGAAACAGGAGUGCGACAAUCAAGCGUGUGUACCUAUAUGGAGUACGUCUGGCUGGACCAAGUGCAAUCCUCGUUGUGGCGAGAACAGACAGAAAGUGCGCAUGCUUUCCUGUGUAUGGAGGGAUAGCGGUAAACCAGCCCAAACCAACUGUCAUACAAAACCUAAACCUAUUGUGUGGAAAAAAUGUAAACCGAGGAAAUGUCGUAAAGGGAAUUGCCGUGACGAUUCCCGUUACUGCAGUGUGGUCGGCUUACUACAGAUGUGUGAAUACCAAUCCUUCCGAAAGAAAUGUUGUCGAACUUGUAACAAUCUAAACCAAUCCUAACGCUAUUUAGAAUGUCUUAUAUCUAUUUAUUUUGAUUAAUAUGACGAUAAAACUAGAAUUCCAUUUUUAUUUUUAUCUUAAUUUUUAAACCGUGAUAUAAGAGUGUGAGAUGGGAGGUGUGUGUGGUGGAUCUGAAAACAAUGGUUGGAGUGUGUAACGUAAAAGUGUAUUUUUAGAAAUGGCGUAUAUGAUUGUUUGAUAUGUCGUAAAACAUUAUCAAAUACUUAUUUUUGAUAGGUAUAAUGAUAAACUGAUACUGAAAAUGCAUUGCUUUCCGUUAUGUACAAAUGAAAGAUUGAUUACGAUAUGAUACCAAAUAAAGGAGGGCUCGAUCUGUCUUAGGUCUGCACACUGAAGAUGGUAUCAAUUUGUGAAUGGCAGAACCGUGAAAAUUACCCACAAAGCAUACCUUAUCAUGAAUGAGAAAUGAACCCUGAAGAAUGCCAACAACAUAUUGAUUAUUUAGAUUUAGAUUUGUGAAGGAGGGUAGAAUCUUACAGCGGCUACACAACACCCUUACACUACAUGAAAGAACUUAGUCUGAAGGCUAAAACACCAAAUAAAAAUCUUCCUUAUGGACCUGAUCAUUCUACCAAUUAUAAUACGUAAUGAUUUCAUUAUCAGAUCGGAACAAUACCCGAGAUCUGCGCAUCACUUUAUUCACCGACAGGAAAUAUCUGAAUCCGUCUCAGUACCAUUCUUAGGUAUGAUACAGUCGUAAUAAAAAAAUGAUUUUGUCUGAGGGGAUACAAUAAAUUAUAACAGUAACCCAUUUGGGUAAAUAUUUAGACGUUCCUUUUAUUUUAUAAUAUUUUUCUUACUGAACAACAGACUCUGAUGUAACUAAUUCAUCCCAAGUCAGGACGAUUUUUUUCUUUAUCGGUCGAUUUGACAAUCAAUAUUAUCAAAACCUAAUAAGGUUUUAUUGUUAUUUAAAUAAACGUUGGUUUCUUUAAAAUUCCAACAGCCAAUCAGGACUACUAAAAUGAUAGAAUUAUGUCACGUGAUGAACAUAACGAAUACGUCAGGUAUAUUGUCUGGAUUAUUGAGACAUAUGACUUUCAUGUUAGAGAAAUGUCCUAAGUCCACCUCUAUGCUCGGGAAACCUCCUGCAAUUUAAUUAUGGUAUUUUCUGACAGCAUUGCCCAUGUCGUGUUCAGUUAAGAUAAUUUUCAAUGUGUGUGACAUUGAUUAGAUUGUUGUUUGUUUCUGAGAAUGAUAGAGAGUUUUAUUUGUUUAUUUUAGUAUUCGUUAAUCAAUACGGUGUUAUUUGUGUAUGUAUUCGAUGCUAGUCAACACAUUGUAAACUUACAUUGAACGUCAUCUUUAUUAAUGCUAAAACUUUCCUACCUUUAUUUUUUGUGAGGAUACCUAGAAACUUACUGAUCUACUGAUAUGUUGAAAGAAACCUUUUAUGAUACAAUCAAAAUCACAACUUGUAUGUCAAUACUUUAUAGCGGUCAGAGGUCACCUCUGAAUUAUGGAUGGUGACCAGACAUAACAAGCUAUGUGUGUCCGACGGAUACAUCAAUUGGUUUCAGUGACUAAAGACAUCAAAGACGGAGUCACUUCUACAUGGCGACAUUUUACGAAAUUCGUGAAUGGUGAUGAACGUCAAGACAAACUUAUCUUUGAUAAACAUAUAUAUUAAGCUAUGUAGUAGUUAGUGUACCGUGACGUGUACUCGCGUAAAGAGCGAUUCCGUUCCGGAUAUAUAUGUAUAGUUAAUGUGUUCAUGUCCCCUACAUUUGAUUUCCUCACUAAGAAAACUCUCAAUAAGUGAGUAAGCAGCGUCAUUGGUACAGAAUUUCAGCAGCUUGCCACGGAUACUAACUUUAGGCAUCCCGCGUAGGUGAGGAAUAUCUUUUUCUCGCCGAUAAUCUACCUCGUGCGUUAGGUUACAAUGAUGUGCUUCAAAUGGUUAGUAUUUCACGUAAAAUCGAUAAAUUACUGCAUACAUGUACCUCGUGUCGGUAUUUCAAAAGUACUGACCAUAUUUUACUAGUUGUUUGUUGUGCGAGUCGUCCUGUGAACGGGUCAAAGUCAUUUCGAGGUGGGACCUUCUUGUAGUAGUUGGUGGCUACCUCCAUGAAUAACAUAAGGCAAGCCCGUCACACACCAUCCAGAGCAUUGAAUGAUAAAGUGUCAUCCCCAAGUGCACAAUCAGGACAUCAUAGAGCCGUCAAUGACCUCAGCCGCCUAAGUAUAGAUACACACUUCGGAUACUGAAGUGCAUGUUGGAGUAUGGAGUGCAUAUAGACUUAGAUAUAAGGUGCUGCCGAUGACUGCUUUGUAGGAGUGAUGUGGUAGGGCGGAGACGUCAGUAUAAAGGACAGUUAUGUGUUCAUUAGUAUCAAACGUCAGUCCUGCAAGUGGAAUUAGCGCGUGGUAGAACUUUAAUAUGGCAAAGCGUUGGUGCAAAUACAGCACGCUUCGUGAUCUGUAAUAUAAUAAUGUAGAUUACCUGGUCUGAGAUGUCACUCUUGUAAGAACAUUCAGACAAAACAUUUGUUUUUAUUUUUAUGUUUAAGAUUUUUGUAUACGUCUAUAACAAUGUGGUUAUGUUUUGUCUGUAAUUUUAUAUGAAAUAACGUGUAAUUGUGUUUAUAAGUGCUUGAUGUGAUUAAACAAUUCAAACAUCA